GUUCGUAGUAGUGCAUUGCCCUCUUUGCAGUCAUCGAGCUCUGUUGUUGUUUUUUUGCUCCGACAUCUUCGCGGUGACCUGCCCGCGAUGAGUGUCUCACCAGCUCGCGCUCUGCUCUCUGGGCGGGUGUGCCGCUGCACAUCCUCGAAGCUACCAUCAGCGUCCCCUCCCAAGUCGAGCCCCCAUCUCACUCGCCUCCUCUCGAGCAGCACCCAGCACAAUGAGCCUACGAGCCCACAGCCCUCUUUCUCCUCCCCGAUCCCGACUUACGGCUCCUCAGAGCUGCUCCGUCGAAAAUACCAGAAGACAGUGGACCGGGAGACGGAUGUCAGGAAGGACAAAGCCGAGCGAGCCAGGACGGUGAAACGCAUGCGCUGGGCCGGGUAUGGGAUUGCAGCGUGCACUUUGGCCAUCUUUGGCACGAUAUCACUCUAUCCGGAUCCACGAAAAGAAACACAGGCGGCAUUGUCGUCGACCGCGGAGGAGAAACCCCCCUCAAGCGUGGUCCGGCUGGACGCGCCGCCUUCCAUAACCAGCUCCAUCGUCGACCCCUCGUCCAAGCCUCAGGACGCCGAACAGAUACCCACCGGCACAAGUUCCAUCCCCUUCUUCCCUCGAAUCAUCCAUAUUGCAUCCGAUGCGCCCCCAUCUACACCGGCAUCAGCCAAUGAAGGCAGCCAAUCCGACGUGGAAUACCAGCUCGUCGGAUUGGGCAUCCGCACCGUGUCCAUCCUCAGCAUCCAGGUCUACGUUGUCGGCCUCUACGUCGCUGUCCCGGACAUCGCCGCUUUGCAGCAGCGGCUCGUCCAAGCGGCCGUCCCGCCGAGCGAGAGCGUCGCGACGACCCUCGUGCCCAGCGAGAAGUCGCACCUGAAGGAGCUCCUGCUCGACCCGGACCGCGGGGAAGAGAUCUGGAACGACAUCGUCAAGGACGGCGGGCUCCGCACCGCCUUCCGGAUCGUGCCCACGCGCAACACCGACUUCAUGCACCUGCGCGACGGCUUUGUGCGGGGGGUCACGGCGCGCUCGGCGCAUUUCGCGUCGGACCGCCACGACGCCUCGUUCCAGGACGAGUCGUUCGGCGCCGCGCUCAACGAGUUCAAGUCCGCGUUCGGGGGCAGCGCGCGCAGGAAGCUGCCCAAGGGCGACAUCCUGCUCCUGGCCCGGGACGCGCAGGGCAAGAUGACCGUGUGGAACGAGGACAGCAAAAAGGGCGAUCGCAUCCAGAUGGGGACCGUGGCCGACGAGAGGGUCGGCAGGCUGCUCUGGCUGGGCUACCUGGCCGGGAAGAACGUCAGCAGCGAGGACGCGCGGCGGAACGUCGUCGAAGGCUGUAUGGAGUUUGUGGAGCGGCCGGUCGGGACUGUGGCGACGCAGGUUGUAUGAGCGAGGUCAAGCCCGGUGCGGAGAUAUAGGGGAGGGAGGCCUUUGCAUGGGCUUCAAUCUGCCCGAGGCUCUCCUGGGGCCUUCAGAUGGUGGGCUAAUGCGCCCCUUUUUUCCGGCCGAGAUCGCAUUGAGCUCAAAAUGCGAGGGACCCAAUAUCCUCGAACGGCGUGGAGGGUGAAGAUUUUGAGGAAACACUCGACUCUCAACACAAAAAGCCUGAUUAGUGUACACAAGUUCGAGAAUCAAAAAGGGACGAGAUAGGUUCGUGUACAAUUACAUACAUACCAUACAUGUAUACAUGCAUGUUCAUGGGAAACCAUGACCACACAACCAGACAUAUUCGAAC
Cladophialophora immunda is the source of this 1732-nucleotide messenger RNA. RefSeq lists its product as uncharacterized. The transcript has a single exon. Bases 88 to 1386 code for a protein of 432 amino acids. Gene Ontology annotation, molecular function: intramolecular lyase activity. The record is from RefSeq and is a predicted model, not a curated record. Lineage: Eukaryota; Fungi; Ascomycota; Eurotiomycetes; Chaetothyriales; Herpotrichiellaceae.